AUGGAAGGGCUGGGCCAUCUCCUCUACUUAUUAUACCUGAAUUCCAGUUACCAGCCCUGUGUGGGGAUUCCGAUUGCUCCUCAGUGGGUGAUAAUGGCUGCACACUGCUUCUUACCAGAUCUCCAGGUCAUCUUUCAUGGUGGUUCCAGAAAUUUUCAAGAGUUUACUGGGGAGAUUCUACCUUAUGAGAAGAUCAUAAUUCACCCAAACUUCACUGUCACUUCACCUAAAAAUGACAUUAUGCUGAUAAAGUUGGCUGUAUCUCUUACCUUCUUCUCCACGAGUUUUCAAUUGCCUACUCUCAAGAAGAGCAGAGUUAACAAUUGCUUGAUUCACACCUGGAAAAGGAAUAAAGAAUUUAUUGGAAAUCAAGACAGUACCCUGCACAACAUUAAGACUUGGUUGAGCACUGAUUUAAUCUGCCAAAAAUUACUGGAUGAAAAAUUCCUUGAAGACAUGUUAUGUGCAGGAUACAUACUAGGAAGCAAAGAGCAAUGCCAGGUUGUCAGAGCUGCACCAAUCAUAUGUGGCAAUGAAUUACGAGGAAUUAUGUCGUGGUCAACUGGGUGUAUUUUGACAGGACACAUUAGUGUCUUCACUAACCUCUACAGCUACAUUCCAUGGAUCAAGAGCAAUAUUUAUACAAAACAAGUGGACACAAACCUCCAUUGACAUCCUUCCCUCCCACCUGAUCCAUGGCAACCACACUGGGUAUCUCAGUCCCAGCCUUUCCUACGAUCUAGGCUU
Molecule: messenger RNA, 747 nt
Organism: Cynocephalus volans (Philippine flying lemur)
Lineage: Eukaryota; Metazoa; Chordata; Mammalia; Dermoptera; Cynocephalidae
Product: probable inactive serine protease 58
Exons: 4
Coding region: 1-672 (223 amino acids)
Biological process (GO): proteolysis
Molecular function (GO): serine-type endopeptidase activity
Source: RefSeq, a predicted model, not a curated record